Sphaerulina musiva SO2202 is the source of this 1090-nucleotide messenger RNA. RefSeq lists its product as uncharacterized. NCBI's taxonomy places the organism in Eukaryota, Fungi, Ascomycota, Dothideomycetes, Mycosphaerellales, Mycosphaerellaceae. The transcript is spliced from 6 exons. Gene Ontology annotation, biological process: ribose phosphate metabolic process; nucleoside phosphate metabolic process. The record is from RefSeq and is a predicted model, not a curated record. The coding region runs from base 77 to 700 and encodes 207 amino acids. Gene Ontology annotation, molecular function: ADP-ribose diphosphatase activity. Gene Ontology annotation, cellular component: nucleus.
UCUCACUGCGCCACGACUGUCCAUGAGACCACAAGUUCCCAUCACACGCACAAUUCACUUGCUCCGCCACUUCACCAUGUCGUCCCCUGCUCAGGCGCCCAAGAUCAACCGCAUCAGUCCCUUGGCAGCGGAUGAGGCAAAAUGGACGGAGCUGCGGAAGAUUGAGUGGACCGACCAAGAUGGCAAAAACCGCAUCUGGGAAGCUGCAGCGCGCAAGACGCGUUCCAAAGGGGGUGUAGACGCUGUCGCCAUUGCUCCGAUUCUCCGCCACCCCAACAAGCCACCGCAGACGAUGAUCAUCUUGCAAUAUCGGCCUCCGGUGGACGCGUACUGCGUCGAGUUUCCCGCGGGCCUGAUCGACGAGGGCGAGAGCCCCGAAGAAGCUGCGGUGCGAGAGCUCAAGGAGGAGACGGGCUACGAGGGCAAGGUCGUUGACUGCAGUCCCACUAUCGUCGCUGAUCCGGGGUUGACCAACGCCAACAUGCAGAUGGUCACGAUUGUGGUACAGCUCAAGGAAGGCGACGAGGAGCCGCAACAGCACCUCGACGAGGGAGAGCACAUUGAACGCCGUGUUGUGCCACUUGAUCAGCUGUAUGAGAAACUUCAAGAACUAUCCAAGGAGGAUGGCAAGAUUGUAGAUGCGAGGCUCUUCCAUUGGGCUCUCGGGCUUCACUGGUCCCGCAAGCUUCUCAAGAACUAAUUCUCGCCUUUUUGCAUAGAAUGGGACCAACAAGGUUACAUUUGUGACGAAUAUGUCGCAUUUCUGGCAUAUGGAUGGCACUAUGGACAGUUGUACUCGUCGGUAUAGCCAGCCACCUAACAUCUUCUUAAUUGGAGAGCUGGCAGCUGGAAUGAUAUACACGGCAAGUAUACCACCUCCACAAUAAAAAUGCAGCAAUGAAGCAAGAGGUUCUGCUGCCUCAAGCUGAUGAAACCUCGCAAAUGCUUACUUGCUUGCCUCCCUUGAAUUGUUUUCUAGUCUCCAGGACCGUUCUUUGACUCGGCUGACUACUACCACUACUACUUCUCAUACUAUUAUUGAUGUACACAGAUCUAUCUCUCUAAGAACAUACUUCUAUCAGAUCCUGGC